Molecule: messenger RNA, 1320 nt
Organism: Durusdinium trenchii
Lineage: Eukaryota; Dinophyceae; Suessiales; Symbiodiniaceae
Source: the annotation of a GenBank genome assembly
AUGGCCUCCAACCUUGCGUGGGAUCUGUUAGGUGGCCCUGAAGAUUGGGACCAACGAUUGGAGCCCAGGCGCUGGCUGGAAGGCCUUACCGUCCUCCUCUUCACUGCCAUCCUCCUCCUUCCCAGAUCUCGAGACUGGACUCUUGGCGCCGGCCAAAGAAGGCGGAGUCUCUCCCUUCGCCUGUCGCCAGGCCAUGAGACCUUCCGAGAGAAGGCCACUUUGCGCUUUAGCAAAGAUGUUCUGCCAGCACCAGCGCUUGAAGGAAAGCUCCAAAUGUUGCAAUUGCCGAAUCGUUUCAUAGGCGGUGCCUACUUUCUCUUGAUGCUGACCGUUCCUCCAGCAGAUGCCUUCUUGGCAGUCGACAAGCCACCAGAUGCCUUUCCAAGGACGAACUUGACACUUCUAUUGGACUCUGGUCUCACAGCAGCAGUGAUGCUCACCUCAGAGGUUUGCAAAAGCCUGAAAUUGGUGAUCGGAAGUGAAGGUGACUUCUCCUCUGGACUUGGGGCCAUUGGUUCCAUGGAGAUGCAGCAGGUUCGUGUGGAAGGCGCUGCCCUUUCGGGCCAGGACUCCGCCUUGGCCAACUGCCCCUUGUCUCCACUGGCUGGUGUGGUCGUGGAUGACUUCCCACAGUUGAAGAUUGCAGAUGAAGUGGGUGUAGACCUGCAAGGAAUGCUUGGGCAAGGUUUUAUGGACCAGUACGACCUGGAGCUGGAUGCCAAAGGACAACAGCUUCGGGCAUGGCCGAGGGCCUCACUACCCUCGGAGCAGCCAGGUGAUUGGAGGCAAUUGGAAGCUUUGGGCAUGCCCGGGCGCUUGCAGGGUUUGCUGCUGACAGUUCCGGGCUGUUUGGAACCGGUCAUUGGCCUCGUCGACACUGGAGCCUCGCACACGGUUCUGAACCGCCAAGCAGCCUACGUUCUGGGCUUGAGGGUGCAAGCAGGUACGGCACGGCGGGUACGUGGUAUCGGCUUGGAUGGUUCAGUGCUUGAGAUGCCACUGCUUUCUCUUGAGAACAUCACCUUGUCAAGUGCUCGGCACGUGACGAUCACUCCACAUGAGCCAGGUGAAGGAGCCAACUCUGUGAAGGGCCGUCGCUCUUGGCGUUUCCGUGCUCGAAUUGAAGGGCCCAUCGCCACGUUCCCCGCCGCGGUCGACGUCGGCGUCGGCGACAUCGGCCUGUUCCAGGCGCUGCUUUCGCAGCCCCAAGAUACCAUCGGAGAUUUUGAUGGGCCUGUGGCCCUUUUGGGCCAGGAUAUAAUGACUCAGAUGCCUUUGCGCUACAGCGCAGCCCGAGGCACUCUUUGGUUUCGUCAUUAA